Theobroma cacao (cacao) is the source of this 1728-nucleotide messenger RNA. The record is from RefSeq and is a predicted model, not a curated record. NCBI's taxonomy places the organism in Eukaryota, Viridiplantae, Streptophyta, Magnoliopsida, Malvales, Malvaceae.
UUCCGGGCCAUAGAAGCAGCUUCAAACCCAAACCUGUGGUGUGGGACACCCGCCGCUUGCUUCAGUCUUUUCAUCAGGAUUUUUCCAGCAGCCUAUAGAAAUAAUGAAAAUUUUCCUGAUUCUCUUGAGCAUGUGAAUUUGGGGAUUUGAACCAAGACAUGGGUGCCUACCACAAAUCAUUGGUCGUUGGCUUUCCUGAUAAAAUUACAAAAAUCCUGUUGUUAUUCUCUCCCAUGCACUUCUAUGUGCAAGUCUGUAUAAAAUCUAUAUUUUCACUGAACUCAAAAGAAGACCUAAAGUUAUGCCAAAAGGCCCAAAACAACGGUGCAGAUGUAGAAAGGCUACAACUUCAAGUACUGGGAGUUUCCAUAAGAAGCAAGGUCAUUCUAUUAGCGGACCAUUGAAAGAGGACUUCACAUUUCCUGCUGGUUCGGCUCCCUUCACUAGUUGUCAUGCCUCUACCAUUGUUGAGGUUGGUAAAGGUCACUUCUUGGUUGCCUAUUUUGGAGGGACAUCUGAAGGAGCACCUGAUGUUAAAAUUUGGUUGCAGAAGUACAAGGGUGGCCGCUGGUACCCACCUAUUGUCACGGAUGAAGAACCUAAUGUUCCGAUGUGGAAUCCUGUACUAUUUAAACUUCCAUCAGAGGAGCUGCUAUUGUUCUAUAAAGUAGGCUUGGACGUGCAAAAGUGGAGCGGGUGCAUGAAGCGAUCAUAUGACAAAGGUGUUACUUGGACACAGAGAGAACAGCUUCCUCCUGGCAUCCUAGGACCAUCUAAGAACAAGCCUCUCUUGUUGGGCAACGGGCUUUUGCUCUGUGGAUCCUCGGUGGAGAGUUGGAAUUCUUGGGGGGCAUGGGCUGAGGUCACUGCAGAUUCUGGAAGAACCUGGAAGAAGUAUGGCCCUAUAUAUGUUAAAAACAAAACUCUCAGCGUGAUUCAGCCAGUUCCUUUCCUGACUGCAAAAGGCACCUUACGCCUUUUAUUGCGAUCCUUUAAUAGCAUUGGUAGAGUUUGUAUGGCAGAAUCAUUUGAUUGCGGACAGAAUUGGGGUUAUGCCAUACCCACUGAACUCCCCAACCCCAACUCCGGUAUCGAUGGGGUCAAGCUGAGAGACGGUCAUCUGUUACUUGCUUAUAAUACAAUCUCAAGGGGUAUCCUUAAAGUGUCCCUAUCCAAAGAUGAUGGUGAUUCAUGGCAAGACACUCUGACCCUGGAAGAGACGCAGGGAAUGGAAUUCUCAUAUCCUGCUGUUAUCCAGGCUAGUGAUGGAUUAGUUCACAUCACUUACACGUAUAAUCGGACCCAGAUUAAGCAUGUUGUUCUUCAACCAAAUUGACCCAGUGAUUUAUACACCUCCGUCAGCCAGAAGAAUAAGAGGCAUCUUUUCCACUCAACCUGUGUUUCAGAGCCUGUGUAUAACCAUCUUAAAGCUACCUGUAACCCCUUUUCAUUAUUGAAACUUUCUGCCAGUGCCAUAGCUUUGAUAUGAAGUUGAAUUCCAAGCACUUGAAAAAAAUGAGUAGAUUCGUCCCAAGGAUAAGCUUUCUAGCAGAUUCAAUGACAACUAUUUUGAUGAACUACAGCAUCAUUUGCGUUUCUUUGAAGAUCCCCUCCAGGGCAUUAGGCCUCUCUCAACAGAAGUAUUAUUCGAAGUGCCGAUCAUAUGAGGAUAGUCUGUACUUACUGUUUUAAAACAAAAAAUUAUAUAAAAAGAAUAGCCAUUGUAGU